AUGUCACUUCAUCUCUGGGGUGCACCGUUCGACGCAGAAUCUAUUGCGACGGCGAAUUUUGUUGCUCAACAUUGCAAGAACAAUGAAAUUGAACUGCUAUACGACUCCAACUACUUUCUCUCGCCGAAUGGCAAAUUACCGGUCCUAUUAGAUGGAGAUAUUAUUUUGGAAGGUUACAAAGAGAUCGUCAACCAUCUGAUCAACAAACACAACCUAUUCGCUUAUUCGGUGGAGCAGAAGCUGCUAGACCAAGGCCUCAUAGAGCAUCUGCUCAGUAAGCUCGAGGUGGUCAGCUGCUACAACUACUUUCUUAAUAAAGACAAUUUCGAAGGCUACACUAGAGGAAUCUUCAAAAAUAUACUGCCCUUUCCGUUCCAAUAUAUCCCGCCCCUCAACCUCAAAGCUCGUGCUGCGGCCAUUUGCGAGACCGCAGGAAUAUCGUCAACAGAAGAGUCAAACCAACUACGUCAGCUCAAGGAGCGAGAAAAAACCUUGAAGGAAACUCCAACCUUGUCAAACUUUGAUCAAUCUCAAAGAAAUGCCUCUCUCAAAGUGGUUCUUGACCAGAUGGACAUUCUCACCAACAUGAGAUGCGUAUCACUAUUGGAAGAGACGAUCAAGUUGGUGAAGGAUCUUGGCCUACCUAAAUCGUACCCCUCGUCCAUUCUGUUUGAUGCAUACAUCCAGUGCAACACUGAUCCCAACUUGAAGACCGACUUUGUCCUCAAAUACCUGAAAUCCUCGCACCCAAAUCUCUUGCAGUCCCGUCAAGAUAUACAACCACAGCCUGUCUCUUUUAUCACCGCAGUCCAGUCCCUGGCUCGCAACUACCUCUGA
Messenger RNA from Ogataea parapolymorpha DL-1, 837 nucleotides. RefSeq lists its product as uncharacterized. The record is from RefSeq and is a predicted model, not a curated record. Gene Ontology annotation, cellular component: SAM complex. Lineage: Eukaryota; Fungi; Ascomycota; Pichiomycetes; Pichiales; Pichiaceae. The transcript has a single exon. Bases 1 to 837 code for a protein of 278 amino acids.